UGUGUGGUUCUCAAUUCCUGUGAAACUUAUUGAAGGAAACGAUUAUAAAAACUGUUAAUUGUCUUCAAAUGUUUGUCGAAAUUUUUACAAUUAUGUGGCACCGUAGCGAAGCGAAAACAAAAACCUGGGUUUCAAAAUGCAGUUGGUCGCGAAAAGAUUUGUGCCGUAACAAAACAAAUGGAGGUAGAUGUGAUAAAUAAUGAAAUUUGUUAUUCUGAAUUCUACGAUAAGUAUCUUAUCAAGAAUAUACCGUGUUUGCUUUCAAAAUCACAUACUGAAUCGUGGCUCAGUAGAAAACUUUGGGCUGAAAAUGAAAUACCCAUCUGGGAGAAUCUAUUGGACAGUUAUGGUGAAGAGGAAGUGCCUGUAGCAAACUGUGGUGAAUCAUACUUUGAUUCUCACCCAAAGUCAAAUUGGUCUCUUACAGACUUUAUCACGUACAUUAAGGAAUACAAAAAUAAAGGAUAUCCUUCAACAAUGCCAUGCUUAUACUUAAAAGACUGGCAUUUGUUCAAAAAUUUCCCGUGCUCAAAAUCUAUGUAUGAAACUCCGGUUUACUUUGCUGUUGACUGGUUAAAUGAAUACUGGAUGCAAGGCAAUGAAGAUGAUUACAGAUUUGUAUACAUUGGUCCAAAAGGAAGUUGGACUCCUUUGCAUGCAGAUGUUUAUGGCUCAUUUAGCUGGUCAGCAAAUGUUGUGGGGAAAAAAAGAUGGAUUUUUCUUCCACCUGGCGAGGAAAUAAGACUUAAAUCGUUAUUUGGAGUCACUUCUCUUCCCCGUGAUUUGGGACAAAUUGAUAUUUCAGCAAUGGGGGUCACAUACUAUGACUUGGUACAAAGUGCUGGAGAAGUGGUUUUCGUCCCGUCAGGUUGGCAUCAUCAAGUGUGGAACCUGGAGGACACUAUCUCCAUCAAUCACAACUGGUUUAAUGGAGCCAAUGCAAGCCACAUUCACAAAGGACUGCAGAAGGCCUCCAUUGAGAUAGAAGAAGAGGUAUCCGGCUACGGGACAAAUCUUGAUAAGGAACAACUUGAAGUUUUUCUUAAUAGUCAUUACGGAAUGAAUUUCCGGCAAUUUCGGCGACUGUUACAAAUGGUGGUUGAAAGGAGAAAUUCAGGGUUUCUCAAGAUUCAUUCCCUGAAAAAUUGUCAUUUAUGUUCUGGCGAUGGAUGGUGUAACCAAGAACGUCAUCGAAACAUGGAUAGCCAAGUGGCCAUUGAGCUUCUGAAGACAUUGAGCAAUAAAUGAAACGAUGGGAUUAGUA
Molecule: messenger RNA, 1264 nt
Organism: Daphnia carinata
Lineage: Eukaryota; Metazoa; Arthropoda; Branchiopoda; Diplostraca; Daphniidae
Gene: JMJD4
Product: 2-oxoglutarate and iron-dependent oxygenase JMJD4-like
Exons: 5
Coding region: 178-1248 (356 amino acids)
Biological process (GO): negative regulation of gene expression; positive regulation of translational termination; protein hydroxylation
Cellular component (GO): nucleus; cytoplasm
Molecular function (GO): histone H4R3 demethylase activity; sequence-specific DNA binding
Source: RefSeq, a predicted model, not a curated record